CCCAGGCGGCUGCGCGCCGCCCUUGUGCGCCUGCGCGGCCCGGGCUGUUGCUCGCUGGCUGGUGGCUGCGGCGCGUCCUCGCCAUGGAGUCCUACGAUGUGAUAGCGAACCAGCCCGUCGUGAUAGACAACGGYUCGGGUGUGAUUAAAGCAGGUUUUGCGGGUGACCAGAUACCAAAAUACUGCUUUCCAAAUUAUGUGGGCAGACCAAAACAUGUUCGUGUUAUGGCUGGUGCUUUAGAAGGAGACAUUUUCAUUGGCCCAAAAGCAGAGGAGCACAGAGGUCUCCUCUCGAUCCGAUACCCCAUGGAGCAUGGCAUAGUGAAGGACUGGAAUGACAUGGAGCGCAUUUGGCAGUAUGUCUAUUCGAAAGACCAGCUUCAGACGUUCUCGGAGGAGCACCCUGUGCUGCUGACAGAAGCCCCCCUAAACCCACGYAAGAACAGAGAACGUGCUGCUGAGGUGUUUUUUGAGACCUUCAACGUGCCAGCGCUCUUCAUCUCCAUGCAAGCUGUGCUCAGCCUUUAUGCCACUGGGAGGACUACAGGAGUGGUGCUGGACUCCGGGGAUGGUGUCACCCACGCYGUCCCCAUCUAUGAAGGCUUUGCCAUGCCCCACUCCAUCAUGCGCAUUGACAUCGCCGGCCGCGACGUCUCCCGCUUCCUGCGCCUCUAUCUCCGGAAGGAAGGCUACGACUUCCACACCUCCUCCGAGUUCGAGAUUGUCAAGACCAUCAAGGAGCGUGCCUGUUACCUGUCAAUAAACCCUCAGAAGGAUGAGACUCUGGAGACCGAGAAGGCUCAGUAUUACCUGCCAGAUGGCAGCACCAUUGAGAUCGGUCCUGCCCGUUUCCGAGCCCCGGAGCUCCUCUUCCGGCCGGACCUGAUUGGGGAGGAAUGUGAAGGGCUCCAUGAGGUGCUGGUUUUUGCCAUUCAGAAAUCAGACAUGGACCUGAGGCGAACACUCUUCUCCAACAUUGUGCUCUCUGGAGGCUCUACGCUUUUCAAAGGUUUUGGUGACAGGCUCUUGAGCGAAGUGAAGAAACUUGCCCCCAAGGAUGUCAAAAUAAGGAUAUCGGCUCCUCAGGAGAGAUUAUAUUCCACGUGGAUUGGUGGCUCUAUUCUGGCCUCCCUGGACACCUUUAAGAAAAUGUGGGUUUCGAAAAAGGAAUAUGAAGAAGAUGGAGCUCGUGCCAUCCACCGAAAAACCUUCUAGCCCUGGGACCCGUCCUCAGUCUCCUCCGGAGACUCACUUCAGUUCUAAACUCGCUUUUCUGAGUCCGAGUGUCUGAGAGCUGCCUGUGUGUGUGUGUGUGCGUGCCAGCAUGCCCCGAUGUCACUGAGCAAAGACAGCAGCAGCAGGAGGGUUAUCUUAGUACUACUAACUUU
Messenger RNA from Nothoprocta perdicaria, 1387 nucleotides. RefSeq names its product ARP1 actin related protein 1 homolog A (gene ACTR1A). The record is from RefSeq and is a predicted model, not a curated record. The transcript has 11 exons. The coding region runs from base 84 to 1214 and encodes 376 amino acids. Lineage: Eukaryota; Metazoa; Chordata; Aves; Tinamiformes; Tinamidae.